GUUUCAGUACCUACCUAUGAUUUUGAAAAGUUUACUGUUUACAGUUUACAACACUCUGGAUGUUGAAAGGGAUGUGAAAAAGGGAUAUCUUCAUUCAUAACUUUAAUUACAAUGGUACUUCAAAAUACCGGUAAAUAUAAAGCUGAUAAAAGUGAUGCUUAUGGACGGAGAGAGCCAGGAUCCUCGUCCGGGCCAAGAGAGGAGUCUUCAGAAUCACGAAUUCGGAUAGCAAUAGAAAAUGAUAGAAUCGACUCAAAGUAUGGAUUCGAUAGAGUUCGUGAUACAAAAGAACGUACCGGUUAUCUUAUUAAUAUGCAUACGGCUGAAGUACUUGAUGAAGAUAAGAGGCUAGUUGCAGCCAUGGAUUACUAUUUCAUUGAGAUGGAUGGUGCAAGGUUCAAGAUAUCCUUGACUUUUCAACCCUACUUCUUGAUAAUGGCCCGUAAGGAGUGUGAACAGGAAGUUAUACAGUACUUGUCUAAGAAAUUUGCUGGCACUAUACAUAAGAUAGAAGUUAUUGAAAAGGAAGAUCUGGAUUUGUUAAAUCACCUCUCAGGUUUAAAACAGCGCUACAUAAAACUAUCAUUCAUGUCCCAAAACGAAAUGAUGAAAGUGAGAAGGGAAAUAUUGACAGCGGUGAAUAAAAAUAAAGAGCGAGAGAAGAAAGAUGCAAUCUAUGCUGAAAUGUUAACAAACGCACUUACAAGUGCUGCAGCUAUCGAGCAUGCUAAAAAAACUACAGAUCAUAUGGAGAAUAUUCUGGACAUACGAGAACAUGAUGUCCCAUACCAUGUAAGGGUAUCAAUCGACAUGAAGAUAUUCUGUGGAACCUGGUACACUGUGAAGUCCAGAGGCACAGAAACACCGAUAUUCACAAAACGAGAAGAUCUGCUUGAAAGACCGGAUCCAAUUGUCCUGGCGUUUGAUAUUGAAACUACGAAAUUACCUUUGAAAUUCCCUGACUCACAAACAGAUCAAAUUAUGAUGAUAUCAUACAUGAUUGACGGUCAGGGGUAUUUGAUUACGAAUAGGGAAAUAAUAUCAACUGACGUGGAAGAUUUUGAAUACACACCAAAACCUGAGUUUGAAGGGCAAUUUAUUAUAUUCAAUGAAGUAAAUGAGUUAGCGUUGAUACAAAAGUUUUUUGAUCACAUAAUGGAUGUGAAGCCCCAUAUUUUUGUUACUUACAACGGUGAUUUCUUCGAUUGGCCAUUCGUCGAGGCUCGAGCAGCGAUACUAGGGCUUGAUAUGAAGCAAGAGAUCGGUUUCAGUAAGAUAGCCGCUAGAGACGGCACCUACGCGUGUAGACCUGCUAUGCAUAUGGACUGUUUAUGUUGGGUAAAACGUGAUUCAUACUUACCAGUCGGAUCACAAGGCUUGAAAGCAGUGGCCAAAGCGAAAUUAAGAUACGAUCCAGUGGAGCUAGAUCCAGAAGAUAUGUGCAGGAUGGCUGCUGAACAGCCACAGGUACUCUCAAAUUACUCAGUAUCUGACGCAGUAGCGACAUACUAUUUGUACAUGAAGUAUGUCCAUCCGUUCAUAUUUGCUUUAUGCACCAUCAUUCCUUUGGAACCAGAUGAGGUACUCCGAAAAGGUUCAGGCACAUUAUGUGAGUCACUGCUCAUGGUGGAAGCGUUCCACGCGAACAUUGUGUUCCCGAACAAGCAGGUGGAGGAACUUAACAAGUUAACUGCAGAUGGCCAUGUUCUGGAGACGGAGACGUAUGUGGGGGGACAUGUGGAGGCUCUGGAGUCUGGUGUAUUUAGAGCAGACAUCAAAUGUAAGUUUCGCAUAGUGCCUUCAGCAGUGGACAAAUUGAUAGAUGGCAUAGAGAAGACAAUGAAACACGCCAUAGAGGUCGAGGAGGGGAUUCCCCUGGAUCUAGUGACGAAUUUCGACGAAGUUUGUGGUGAAAUCAAAGCAAAGUUGGAACAUAUGAGAGACCAUCCAAGGAGAGACGAAAAUCCGCUCAUAUACCAUUUGGACGUUGGUGCUAUGUACCCUAAUAUUAUAUUGACGAACCGGCUCCAACCGUCCGCCAUGGUGUGUGCGAGCGUGUGCGCGGUGUGCGACUACAACAAACCCGGCGCCGACUGCCAGCGGCACAUGGACUGGAUGUGGAGGGGGGAGUAUUUACCAGCGACAAGAAGUGAAUACCAGCGUAUUCAACAACAGUUGGAGACGGAGAAAUUCCCGCCAUUGCACCCUGGUGGACCGCCUAGAGCAUUCCAUUCCUUGCCUAAGGAGGAACAGGCAGGAUAUGAAAAGAAGAGAUUAGCGGACUAUUGUAGGGUCGCCUACAAGAAGACUAAAGUGACGCGCACGGAAGUUCGAACUAUUACAAUAUGUCAAAAAGAAAACUCCUUCUAUGUGGACACUGUUAGAGCUUUCAGGGAUCGUCGUUACGAAUACAAAGCGCUAAACAAGCAGGCUAAAGCAUUAGUAUCAGCGGCCGUAGCGAGCGGAGACGCGGCGGAAAUAAAGUCGGCUAAGAGUCGAGAAGUGUUAUAUGAUUCCUUGCAAUUGGCACAUAAGUGUAUUCUGAACUCGUUUUAUGGAUACGUGAUGAGGCGUGGAGCUAGAUGGCACAGUAUGGAGAUGGCCGGUAUAGUUUGUUACACCGGCGCGAACAUUAUCAUGAGAGCAAGAGAGAUUAUCGAACAAGUUGGCAGGCCACUCGAGCUCGAUACUGAUGGUAUUUGGUGUAUUCUACCCUCAUCCUUCCCAGAAAAUGUAACAGUACAUACCACUCAUCAGAAGAAAAAGAAAAUAAAUGUUUCGUAUCCAAAUGCUGUUCUGAAUGCCAUGGUUAAGGAUUAUUUCACUAAUGAUCAAUAUUACGAAUUAGUGGAUCCAGAUGAGAAAAAAUAUGAAAAACGUGCAGAAAAUUCAAUCUUUUUUGAAGUGGAUGGACCUUAUCUUGCUAUGGUUCUGCCAGCUUCUAAAGAAGAAGGGAAGAAAUUGAAGAAACGAUACGCUGUUUUUAAUUUUGACGGGUCUUUAGCAGAAUUGAAAGGUUUCGAAGUAAAACGUCGUGGCGAGUUACAAUUGAUUAAAAUUUUCCAAUCAUCAGUAUUCGAGGCUUUUCUCAAAGGGAACGAUUUAAAGUCUUGCUACGGAGCUGUCGCUAAAGUAGCCGACUAUUGGCUAGAUGUAUUGUACAGUAAAGGCUCAAAUAUGCCCGAUUCUGAACUAUUUGAAUUAAUUUCGGAGAAUCGAUCAAUGUCUAAGAAAUUAGAAGAUUAUGGUGGACAGAAGAGUACAUCAAUUUCCACGGCUAAGAGAUUGGCAGAGUUCCUUGGUGACCAAAUGGUUAAGGAUGCUGGAUUGGCAUGUAGAUUUAUAAUAUCCCGCAAGCCAGACGGUGCACCGGUCACAGAAAGAGCUAUUCCUCUUGCCAUAUUCCAAUCACCAGCGGCCGUUAAACGACAUCACUUACGUCGAUGGUUAAAGGACAACACUAUAUCUGAAGAUAUCGAUAUUAGGGACGUGCUAGAUUGGGCGUAUUAUAUCGAGCGAUUGAGUGGCGCUAUACAGAAGAUCAUCACUAUACCCGCAGCUAUGCAAGGACUGGAUAAUCCAGUACCACGCGUACAAUAUCCAGACUGGUUGCACAAGAAAAUGUUAGCUAAAAGUGAUAAGUUCAAAACAAGGAAGAUUACGGAUAUGUUCAGUGUGCAGCCCAAGGAAGUGAGAGAUGACAAUGAUGAAGAACCUUCCACUAGUAAUAGUGAUGAGAAUGGUAUAAUAGACAUGGAAGAUAUCGGCAAAGAGCACUCGGACAAAGAAAUAAGGCCGAUGGUUCAUACAGUGAAAAGGAAAAGGGAAGAAUCUCCAGUGAAAGAAGCUGCCACUUGGCGGGAGGCACUUGGUCCACCGCCGCCGUUUGGAAAUACGAAGGAGGAACGCUUAGCCUGGAUUGUUUUUCAAAAGAAGAAAUGGAAAUGGCAAAUAGAUCAAAGGGGAUUAAAUAACCGCAGUAAAAAAGGUAAAUUGGAUAAAGACAAUACAGUAUUGCCAAAGACUGUGGGCGCUUCAAACACCUUGGGUGGAUUUAUAAGAAGAGCACAGCGCACAUUAUUAAACACUCCAUGGCAGAUUAUUCAGAUAGCGGAGACGGGUGAGCCCGGGCUGUUCCGGCUGUGGGCGCUGGUCGGUACCGAGCUACAUCAGAUCAAGCUGACCGUUCCGCGCGUGUUCUACGUGAACCGGCGGGUAGCCCGCAGCGCGGACAGCGGGCCGUACUGGCGCAAGUGCACCCGCGUGCUGCCCCGCGCGCAACCCGCGCACCACCUGUACCAGUACACCGUGCCCGAGCUGCUCUACCGGGAGAGGCGCCAAGAACUGAUGAGCGAGCUAUCCGCCCCAGAAAUAGAAGGCAUAUACGAGACACAAAUGAGCUUGGAAUUUCGAGUUCUUGUACAACUGGGAUGUAUUUGUACUGUAGACCAACAAGAAGCUAGAAGAUUAAUACAAUUCGGAUCGAAUAACAUGGACUCAUUUACGCUCAGUCAACUACAGUUUAAAAGUGUUGCACAUCAACCAUACCUACAAAAACAGGAUGAUGUAUCACCGAUAAAACAUAUAUUCCUGUACCAACAUUCUGCACCGAAUUCCAGUCGGAGUAUGUGGUCUCUAGUUUUGGGACCAAUCAAACGAGCGUAUAUUUUUGUUCUCGACACGGUGAAGACAAAUCAAGUUCCUAAUAUGAACACAUUGUAUUCCGCGGAAAGAACUGCUAAGAUAAACUUAGGGACAGAAGAAGCUACAUUACCAGGUUCAGAAUUAAACUGGGAAGUGUUAGUGGAAACGGAGGCUAGAGCAGUAUACCGCGGAAUACAGAGGGCGCUGCAACGUUAUAGAGACGAGAAGUGUGGGCCCACUGUAUUGGCGUUACAGACUUCAUUAUCUAGUGGUGCUUUGUUAGCUCUAAUGCCGGGUCUCUCGGACUUCCCCUUGGUGCCUCUACACGUUCGAGACGUAGAAACUCUGUACAAUACACUGGAGUGGCAGCGGAUCGGCGCUCGGGCUAUAGUGCGGCAUUAUCUUAAUUUGGACUCCGUUUUGAAUCUUACUAUAGAACAGUGCAGAUAUUUCCACGUGCCGAUCGGCAAUAUGCCAGCGGACCCAACGUUGUUCGGGGCAGAUCUUUUCUACGCAAGGCAUUUGAUCAAACAUAACUUCGUGUUGUGGUGCUCUAACUUGGAACGACCGGAUUUAGGUGGAAGGGAAAUUGAUGAUAAUAGGCUAGUAAGCGAAGUGGAAGACAGCAAGUCGUGCGCAGUGAGCUCGAGCGGUGCGUACGGCAGUGUGUGCGUGGAGCUGGACACGGACGCGCUGUGCGUGUGUGCGUUGUUACAGGCGCACCACAUACUGCAGGUUGAAGGUACCAGCGUUGCUACGUCAUUCGGUGCACAACAUGCAAACAUACAGGACGUGAUGGCAAAUACAGGUUCAAACGCAACAGUAAACUACGACGAAACGGCGCAAUGCAGCGCCGCUUUCAAAAUAUUACGGACCAUGAUAGCGUCCUGGUUGAGAGACGUCACUAUGUAUAAGAAUGUGUUCGCUGACUUUCAGAUAUCACACUUUUAUAGGUGGCUCAAAACGCCAACAUCUCUGCUCUACGACCCGGCACUCAGACGCACCCUGUAUAACCUUAUGAAGAAGUUAUUCCUUAUGUUAGUGGCGGAGUUCAAACGGCUCGGAUCGCAAAUCGUGUACGCAGACUUCAAUAGAAUUAUAUUGUGCACUAAGAAAAACUCUGUUAUGGAUGGUAUCGGAUAUGUGGAGUUUGUAGUACAAAGUAUUAGAAAUAAGGAAUUGUUCCAUGGAAUCGAUAUCCGAUACAAGCAAUGCUGGUCGUAUUUACUUUGGCUGGAUGAAGCUAAUUUUGCGGGAAUACAGGGUAAGCUGCCAGAGGGUUUGGUAGAAGUUGGUUCCUCACAAGUGCCGCAGUCUUCUGAAGAAGGAGAGGAUCACGAGAACGCAGUAACAAUGCAGUGGAACCUUGCGAAGCAGCUCCCUGGCGCAGUUCGGGAAUACUUCUGCAGCGCAGUGGCCGGUUUCCUCAGUGCAGCGCACGCACAACCCACACAACUAGCCACUUUGCUCUCUACGGAUAUGUCGCAAAAGCUGUUCCAGAUCACAGAAAAGAUAAGGUCACGUAUGCCAACGUUGAAGCUAUCGGACCUGGAUGAUCAGCCCGGUCUCAUGCCGGAAGCGCUGGAAGGCUGUACUCCAGCGCUGUUGUUUAUUAAUGCCCUUUGUAAGGUGCUCUCGCUGGACGAGGCUUUGGAAGACCAGGUGACAUUACUCCGCAGAAACUUACUCCGACUGGUGGGUGUGGGUGAAUUCAACCCAUUAGGCGAAUGGAAACGCGCAGGCGCGGCUUGCGAGUUGGCUGAAGUGAUCUGCAAAGUGUGCAACCACUGCCGCCAUCUCGACCUGUGCUUGCACGCGCAACGCGACGCGAGCGACCAAGUGCCGGUCUGCUUAUGUCCUACUUGCGGAACUCCAUAUGAAAAUCAAGAGUUGGAGUGGCGACUCAUUGAGAUAUUAAACCGACGAGCCAUGUCCUACACACUGCAAGAUCUGAUAUGCACCAGAUGUCAUCAGGUAAAAAGAGAUAAUCUCUCAGUUGUGUGCGAGUGCGCGGGAGAAUUCGCGCUCAUGGUGUCUGUGAAGGAAAUCAAGUCACAGCUUGCGACGUUCAAGACAAUAGCAGAGUUUUACAAAAUGCCCUUAUUGUUGGAACUCAUAGAAUUUAAUUUAAGUAAUAUGUGAUAUCAGGAUAUGAAUAAAAUGUGUUUUAAGUC
Colias croceus (clouded yellow) is the source of this 6818-nucleotide messenger RNA. RefSeq names its product DNA polymerase epsilon catalytic subunit 1 (gene DNApol-epsilon255). Gene Ontology annotation, cellular component: epsilon DNA polymerase complex; nucleus. The record is from RefSeq and is a predicted model, not a curated record. The coding region runs from base 112 to 6786 and encodes 2224 amino acids. NCBI's taxonomy places the organism in Eukaryota, Metazoa, Arthropoda, Insecta, Lepidoptera, Pieridae. Gene Ontology annotation, molecular function: single-stranded DNA 3'-5' DNA exonuclease activity; zinc ion binding; DNA-directed DNA polymerase activity. Gene Ontology annotation, biological process: mitotic cell cycle; leading strand elongation; DNA replication proofreading. The transcript has 42 exons.